Molecule: messenger RNA, 949 nt
Organism: Tarenaya hassleriana
Lineage: Eukaryota; Viridiplantae; Streptophyta; Magnoliopsida; Brassicales; Cleomaceae
Product: NADPH:quinone oxidoreductase
Exons: 3
Coding region: 110-700 (196 amino acids)
Cellular component (GO): cytosol
Molecular function (GO): oxidoreductase activity; FMN binding
Source: RefSeq, a predicted model, not a curated record
UUGGAGAAAAAAAAAUAUUAUUUGGAGGAAACUACGCCCGCGUUUCCCAUCUCGGUUCUCAUCGGAAUUUCUCGACCUCGGCGGCGGCGGCGGCGGCUUAAUCGUGGAAAUGGAAGCAAUAACGGCGGCGAAGCCUUUGAUCAGAGUCGCAGCUCUCUCCGGUUCUCUUCGGAAAGCUUCCUACAAUCGCGGUCUCAUACGCGCCGCCAUGGAUUUGACGAAGGAAUCUGUGAACGGAGUGCAAAUUGAGUACAUCGAUAUAUCUCCGUUACCGAUGAUCAACACCGAUUUGGAGGUCGACGGGACUUAUCCUCCGGCCGUCGAAGCUUUCCGACAGAAGAUUCUACAAGCCGACAGCAUCCUCUUCGCUUCGCCUGAGUACAAUUACUCUGUCGCAGCACCUAUGAAGAACGCGAUUGAUUGGGCUUCAAGACCGCCCAAUGUUUUCGCCGAUAAACCUGCUGCCAUCAUAAGCGCUGGCGGAGGUUUUGGUGGAGGACGAGCUCAUUAUCAUCUUCGCCAAAUCGGAGUAUUCCUCGACCUUCACUUCAUCAACAAACCCGAGUUUAUGCUGAACGCGUUCCAGCCUCCUGCGAAAUUUGACAGCGAUGGCAACUUGAUCGAUGAAGCGGCAAAGGAGAAGCUGAAACAAGUGCUCGUCUCUUUGCAUGCAUUUACCCUUCGACUCCAAGGUAAGUGAAAUCGAAUAUGGCGAUUGAUGUGUGAUGUUCAUGAGAUUGGCAUUGAUAUUGUUGUUACUGUUUGUCAGUCACUUGUAUUGAACAAUUUCUCCAUUCUUCAUGGUCAAAAAUAUCUCCUGCAUUAUUGGCCAACUUGUUUGUCGGUUUUGUUGACUUCUUGGCUUCUUGUUUGUUGUAUGAUGCUCUUGACGUUUCCCAUGAACUUAUCUUAUAUAAUUCAUAAAGAUGCCAUGAUGUGGACUCGUACA